This is a messenger RNA of Pestalotiopsis fici W106-1, 789 nucleotides long. RefSeq lists its product as uncharacterized. Lineage: Eukaryota; Fungi; Ascomycota; Sordariomycetes; Amphisphaeriales; Sporocadaceae. The transcript is spliced from 2 exons. The record is from RefSeq and is a predicted model, not a curated record. Bases 1 to 789 code for a protein of 262 amino acids.
AUGGCUGUCGACGCAAGCAAGACUAUUGUAGUCGUCACGGGUGCAAACAGAGGUAUUGGGCUUGAAAUUGUGAAAGCACUCCUCAAGACAGAACCCUCGAGCUCUAGCAAUGGCGGUGCUCCAUACCACGUUUAUCUUGGAACACGGGAUCUCGAGAAGGGAAAAAAGGCAGCCGAAUUCCUGACGGCUGAUUAUGGAAACACUGUCUCUGCUUUGCAGAUCGACACCACAUCAGCCCCAUCCAUAUCCUCAGCAGUGUCAACCGUCGAGUCCGAAGUUGGUCGCAUCGAUAUUCUCAUCAACAACGUCGGCAUCAUAUACGAGGAAAAGGACCGGAUCAGCAACCUACGGACGACGUUGGAAACCAACGUGGUGGCCACAUAUGCCGUCAGCGAGGCUUUCAACCCACUGCUAUUGGCACAACCCUCACAAGGCAAAAAGACCAAGCGCAUAAUCAACGUGACCAGUGACUUGGGCUCCAUCACCUGGAGAAGCGACUCUAGUAACUAUGCCUACUCGCUGCUCUAUUCGGAAUAUCGAAUGAGCAAAGCGGCUCUCAACAUGAUGACGGCUUGUCAGUCCUUCGAGUUGAAGGAGCACGAUGUAAAGGUCUUUGCCUUUAACCCAGGGUACACGGUCACGGAAUUGGCUGGUCCGGUGGAGCUGCGACGAGAACAAGGCGCAUGGGAAGCAGAUGUCCCAGGAAAGGCUUGUGCGAAAAUUGUGGCGGGUGAGAGAGACCAUGAAGCCGGAUUGAUGGUUCAGGUAGAAGGAACGGUGCCCUGGUAG